GGUAUGUGCAGAAAACAGAAGGAGGGAGAAUAGAAGGAGUGAGAGGAGAAAUGUCUUCAAACUUACCUUGUUCUCAAGGAGAUGGAGGUUCAUCUGCAGCCCCAAGCCAUGUCCUGCUACAGCCCAUGCCGGCCCUGCCAGCCCUGUGGCCCCACCCCGCUGGCCAACAGCUGCAAUGAGCCCUGUGUCAGGCAGUGUCAGGACUCCCACGUGGCCAUCCAGCCCUCGGCCGUGGUGGUGACCCUGCCCGGGCCCAUCCUCAGCUCCUUCCCACAGAACACCGCCGUGGGAUCCUCCACCUCUGCUGCUGUUGGCAGCAUCCUCAGCUCUCAGGGAGUGCCCAUCAAUUCUGGGGGCUUUGGCCUCUCUGGCCUGGGCAGUGGCCUCUGUGGCAUCAGGCGCCUCCCCUGCUGA
Passer domesticus (house sparrow) is the source of this 414-nucleotide messenger RNA. RefSeq names its product feather keratin 1-like. Gene Ontology annotation, molecular function: structural constituent of cytoskeleton. Gene Ontology annotation, cellular component: intermediate filament. The record is from RefSeq and is a predicted model, not a curated record. Bases 82 to 414 code for a protein of 110 amino acids. The transcript has 2 exons. NCBI's taxonomy places the organism in Eukaryota, Metazoa, Chordata, Aves, Passeriformes, Passeridae.